Messenger RNA from Protopolystoma xenopodis, 1137 nucleotides. The record is from the annotation of a GenBank genome assembly. Lineage: Eukaryota; Metazoa; Platyhelminthes; Monogenea; Polystomatidea; Polystomatidae.
GCCACAAUAGAGGCUGGAGUCUCACCACAGGUUUUAAUCGCUGCCUGUCUUGCGUCUGCACUGGGUGCUGAGCAGGCUAGCUACACCGAAGCAGUACGGGCUAGUGAAGCGCUUGCCGACUGUAAUGAUUCAGUACUUCGCGUCGCCAUGCAUCAGUGUUACAUGGGGGGCGUCACCGCCGUGGUGGCAGCCACCUCCCAGUCGCCAAGCGAUAGUUUUCCUCCUUCAACAGGGCCUUCAGAAUCCGGCCAAACCGCUCCUCUGGGACUCGUUGAGUCGAUGUUGCCGAAUCCUCACAUCUCAACACCGCCCCAUCGAUUUCCGCUUAUGCCUGAAAUUAUUACACCAAAUUGCUGUGAUUCAGUCGUAGCAGUAAAUACCACUUCCUCACGAUUGGCUUCUUCUGACGAUGCUGAUCCCUCGCCAGCCACCUCGGCCCAGCCUCCAAGGCAUACGAUUUCCGAGCUAGACACUCUGGUCCCAGUUUGCCUUGCCGAUGAGUUAUACCGCCUGAUCUCAGUUUCUCCAUCGCUUUCGACAGUUGCCAGUCUGCCAUCUACCGCUUUGCCUUCUUCUUCUUCUUCUUCUUCGGCAGCAGGUAGCAGUAGCAAUUUCGGAAGCAACACUUUGCUCUCUGCUGCUGUUCCGAGCGGACUGAAUAGUUACAUGUCCACGCCGAGUACGGUUGGGAAUAGUUCAUCUGACCUGGCCAUCGAAAACAAUCUGAUGCAUUCUACUGCUCCAUUUCCUCGGACAGCCCAUCUCGUUGGUUCAACUUCAGAAGGCGUCACUUCACUUUCCAAAGAAAAGCCAAGAGGCUGCCAGUCCACAGGAGAAGCGCAUAGCUUACCUCAAUCCAUGGUUCGUCGUCGCCCUAAUCUCUAUCUUAGCCUCAAUCAAUUAGCAUUGCUCAUGCCGUUGGCCCGUUUCCCGGAGGAGAAGCGAGAGUGCCUUGUCUGUUCAGCGGUGGAUCGUAGCUGUCUUCUUGAGCCAUGCGGUCACAUGGUCACUUGUCUGGCCUGCACCAGACUACUCAAGAAAUGCUUGCUUUGCCGGCAGCUGGUCACCGGACAUUCUCAGGUUGGUGAUUGUUAUAUUUUUCUGCAGAAGCUUUGGGUAAGGGUUCCCUUAUUCUGA